Molecule: messenger RNA, 785 nt
Organism: Mycetomoellerius zeteki
Lineage: Eukaryota; Metazoa; Arthropoda; Insecta; Hymenoptera; Formicidae
Exons: 1
Biological process (GO): sensory perception of smell; detection of chemical stimulus involved in sensory perception of smell
Cellular component (GO): plasma membrane
Molecular function (GO): olfactory receptor activity; odorant binding
Source: RefSeq, a predicted model, not a curated record
AUGAUCCCCAAUGAAUAUCAGGAGACAGACGUAAAAUACGUUUUCGAACAAAGUCACGUUGUACUUCGCAUGCUCGGAAUUUGGCCGUCGAUUGACAAACAGCCAAACAUGAUCGAGAAGAUCAUAAAUAUUUUUCUCGUAAUUGUCUGUUAUCUGCUUCUCCAUUGCGACACGAUACCGGGUAUUCUUUAUUACGCAGUUGUCGACAAUGAGCCGAGUGAGAAAGUAAAAAUGAUGCCACCGAUUCUGUACGCAGUCAUGGCGAUCGCCAAAUACAGUACUUUACUUAUCCAUGAAUACGAUAUUAGAAGUUGUUUGCGGCACAUUAAGGAAGACUGGGGAACAGUAGUCAUCGAUGAUGCGCGAGAAGUGAUGUUGAGCAAAGCCAGUAAUGGAAGACGAUUGUUCAUCUUGUGCUGCACGUUUAUGUAUGGCAGUGGAUUGUCUUACCAUACGAUAGUGCCGCUGUCGAGAGGAAGUAUUGUUAUCGAUGAGAAUACCACGAUUAGAUCCUUCUCUUGCCCUGGUUAUUAUGUUUUCUUCGAUCCGCAAAACAGUCCUGCCUACGAGAUCGUGUUUCUUCAGCAACUUCUUUGCGGUUUUGUCAUGUACACGAUCACGGUGGCGAUUUGCGGUCUCGCCGCUGUUUUCGUGAUGCAUGUGUGCGCGCAGAUGGAAAUCCUCAUGCGACAGAUGGAGAAUCUCGUCAAUGAGAGCGAGUUUGGACAGUGUAACAUCGGCGCAAAGCUAGCAGUUAUAGUUGAACAUCAAAUAAGAAUACAAAA